Brassica rapa (field mustard) is the source of this 1687-nucleotide messenger RNA. RefSeq names its product probable protein phosphatase 2C 35. Gene Ontology annotation, biological process: protein dephosphorylation. The record is from RefSeq and is a predicted model, not a curated record. Lineage: Eukaryota; Viridiplantae; Streptophyta; Magnoliopsida; Brassicales; Brassicaceae. Gene Ontology annotation, molecular function: cation binding; protein serine/threonine phosphatase activity.
GUCAUCUCUCUUUCUUCUCUCUCUCUCUCUUCGUUUUUAUAUUCUUUUCUUUAAGAACAAAUUCCUCUGCUUCGCUUUUUUAGGGUUCCUCGAAUUUUUUGACGCUUUCUCUUUCAAAGGGUUGACGCAAUAAUCAAUCCUUUAAGGGGAAACGUUGAGGAAGACACGAAUCAAACAUAAAAGAGGAAGAAAGAGACCAAACACGAACAAUAAAGUUGUUCCCUUUUUCUUCCUUCUUCCUCUGCUCAGGAUUGGGCAAAGCAAAGAUUCUGUCUUUGUGUCGGAAUCACAUUAUUCCCUUCUACACAACAUGAAAUCUCCCAAACCCUUCACUUCCCAAGACGCCAUUGUUGAAUCCAACCAAUACCCUUCCCUCUGCUUCUCAGGAGAUCGCUUGUUCUAGCAGAAACAGAGCAUCCUCUGUUCCGAAACAGAGCAUCCUCUGUUUUGAAUAAUCUUUUAUUUUGUGUGUGUAAAUCAUCUCCUCUGUUUUUUUCCUAGAUGGGUUGUGUUCAAUGCAAAUGCUGUAGACGAUACCCACCGUCAUCAUCAUCAGGAGAUUCCCACAGACGUGGCGGAGACGCUAAGGUCAAACCAAACGUCGUCGUUCAGAAACCUCCUCUCUCCUCAUCGAUCCAAGUCCCUUCUCCCAACUUCGACAUGGUUUACUCUGUUCUCUCUCAGCGUGGGUACUACCCCGACUCGCCUGAUAAGGAGAACCAAGACGCUUACUGCAUCAAAACCGAGCUCCAGGGCAACCCCAACGUUCAUUUCUUCGGCGUCUUCGACGGUCACGGCGUGUUCGGCACGCAAUGCUCGAGUUUCGUCAAGGAGAGAGUCGUGGAGAUGCUGUCUGAAGACCCUGCUCUGCUUCAAGAUCCGGAGAAGGCUUACAAGUCUGCUUUCUUGAGGGUCAACGAGGAGUUGCACGAGAGCGAGAUCGAUGAUUCGAUGAGUGGGACCACUGCGAUCACAGUUCUUGUCGUUGGGGACAAGAUCUAUGUCGCUAAUGUCGGUGACUCGAGAGCUGUUCUCGCUGUUAAAGACAAGAACAGGAUCAUAGCAGAGGAUUUGUCUUAUGAUCAGACGCCUUUUAGGGAAGAUGAAUGCGAGAGGGUGAAAGCGUGUGGAGCAAGAGUGAUGACUGUUGAUCAAGUUGAAGGGUUGAAAGAUCCAAAUAUUCAAACGUGGGCUAAUGAAGAGAGCGAAGGAGGUGACCCGCCUAGGCUUUGGGUACAGAACGGGAUGUAUCCUGGAACGGCGUUUACGAGAAGCGUUGGUGAUUGUACAGCUGAAGGGAUCGGUGUUACCGCGGAGCCUGAAGUGUCUAUGGUUCAUCUUUCGCCGAAUCAUUUGUUCUUUGUUGUUGCGAGUGAUGGGAUCUUUGAGUUUCUUCCAAGCCAAGCUGUUGUUGAUAUGGUGGGGAGAUAUGCUGAUCCGAGAGAUGGAUGUGCAGCAGCGACAGCGGAAUCAUACAAACUGUGGUUGGAGCAUGAGAAUAGGACUGAUGAUAUCACAAUUAUCAUUGUACAGAUCAAAAAUUUGUCUAAUGAAUGAUGAUGAUCAUGAUGGCAUGAUUCAGUAUUCCUAUUUGCCCACCUUUGUUUGUUUGUUGUUGUAUACUCUUACUAUGUCACAUAUUCACAUCAUAUAUAGCAAGUAAAAGUAAUGCUCGCUCUUUAUAUCA